Messenger RNA from Vicia villosa (hairy vetch), 720 nucleotides. RefSeq lists its product as uncharacterized. Lineage: Eukaryota; Viridiplantae; Streptophyta; Magnoliopsida; Fabales; Fabaceae. The record is from RefSeq and is a predicted model, not a curated record. The coding region runs from base 1 to 720 and encodes 239 amino acids. The transcript has 2 exons.
AUGGCUAUUGGUUACCAAAAAAUUACGCGUUUUGCUGAGUUGGUUAACAAGAGUAGGAUUUAUGAUGUGGAUAGUAGGGAGAGUGCUGCUCACUACAAGUCCUUAAGUGAUAAGAAGGGAAAAGUCACUGUAUUUAUGAGUGUACAGGUGUUAGCUCAAAUGUUUCAAGUGUGGCAAACACGUCACAAGGCUAAUGAGUGUAGAGUUGGUUCGAAUGUGACUUAUUAUAACUAUGGUGAGCAACGACACAUUUAUACUAGGAGUGACAAGACAAAGAAUGAGCAAGCGAAAGGGAAUGUGUUGUUUUCUGGUUCUGAGACUGCUACUGAUGAUAGGCUUAUUCAAGGUACGUGCUUUAUUAAUGGCACACCUUUGAAUCUUGUGUUGUUUGAUAUACGUGGAUGUAUGGUUAUAAAUAUUAUUGCUAUGUGUUCUAUGACUACUUCAUUUUUUUGUUUAAAUUGUCCGUUGAGUAUUUUUGGUAGAUAUUUUAGAAUUGAUCUAGUGUGUCUUCCGUUAGAUAAACUUGACGUUAUUCUCGGGAUGAAAUGGUUGGAAUAUAAUCGUUUUUAUAUCAACAGUUUUAACAAGAUGAUUAUCUUUCCUGAAAUUGGUGUUGAGGAAGUUUUUUUUUUGUCUGCCAAGCAAGUGGAUAAAUUUGUGCAAGAUGGUGGUGUGUUGUUUAUGUUGUUGGCAACUUUGGCUAUCUGUGAGAACUGA